AAUCCCAGCUGCUGCUGAAAGGUGCCUCCCCUUCCUCUCGCCCCUUCAGGGGGGCUUUGAAUUAAAAUCCCAGCGCGUUUUCCCUGCGGGAGGGCCCCGCUGCCGCUUCCCUUGUCCUGCAGCCCGGCACACGAGCACGGGGACGGCUCGGGUGUCCCCGAGGGUGCCUAGAGCAUCGUCCCCUCACCGCAGCCCCCACCCCGAGGUGCCCGACCCUCGCCCCCACCUGCUCCGUGCGCGCUGCCUGGGCUCCCUGCGGCUUUAAAGUUCCCUCGGCGCACAAAGCAAAAGAGGGAGGAGAAAGCGUUUCAUCAUCGCUCCCGGGAGCCGACUUAUAAGAAGUUGACGCUGCCGCCGCCGGGCUCACUCGCGGCUCGGAGGGGCUUGGGCACGCUCCGCGCGGGGAGCGCACGCACAGCCCGCAGAUCCCGGGAUCCCCUCGCCAUGGGAGUCCGCCCCGAAGUCGGCAAAUCCCCGGCUGACAUCCCCAAGAGCUCCAGCCCCUGCUCCAGGAGCGUCUUCUGCAACAUCAAGGUGUUCGUGCUGUGCCAUGGGCUCCUCCAGCUCUCCCAGCUCCUCUACAGCGCCAACUUCAAGAGCAGCCUCACCACCAUCGAGAAGCGCUUCGGGCUCUCCAGCCUCUCCUCAGGGUUCAUCUCCAGCUUGCACGAGAUUGGCAACGUGGUGCUCAUCAUCUUCGUCAGCUACUUCGGCAGCCGCGUGCACCGCCCGCGCGUCAUCGGGGUCGGGGGGCUGCUGCUGGCCCUGGGGGCUUUCCUGGUGACCCUGCCCCACUUCCUGUCGGGCCCCUACGAGUACACUGCCCUCAGCACCGGUAACAAAAGCCAGGGGCAGGUUGAGCUGUGCUAUGCAGAGAGCAGGUUUGUGUGCCCAAACACCACCAGGGACCCCCAGAAGGAGGCCAGCAGCAUGUGGGCCAUGAUGGUGAUUGCCCAGCUGCUGGCUGGGAUUGGCACUGUGCCCAUCCAGCCCUUUGGGAUAUCCUACGUGGACGACUUUGCAGACGCCAACAACUCCCCACUCUAUGUUGCCAUCCUCUUUGCCAUUGCUGUGUUUGGCCCUGCCUUUGGGUACCUGCUGGGCUCCGUGGUGCUGCGGCUCUUCGUGGAUAUCGGCAGGGUUGACGCUGUGGACCUGACGCCCAGUGACCAGCGGUGGAUCGGAGCCUGGUGGCUGGGGCUGCUCAUCUCCUCGGGCUGCCUGGUGCUCACCUCCAUCCCUUACUUCUUCUUCCCUCGGUACAUGCUGAAAGGAGAGGAGCGGAACACGGAGGCUGGGAUGCUCAGGAAGAUGGAGACAGGGGCUGCUGAGGAGACCUCCCUGCUGGAGUUCAUAAAAAGAUUCCCAAAGAUCUUCCUCAGGCUGCUGCUCAACCCCCUCUUCAUCCUCCUGGUGCUGGCUCAGUGCAGCUUCUCCUCUGUCAUUGCGGGUCUGGCCACCUUCCUCAACAAAUUCCUGGAGAAGCAGUACGGUGCCUCCCCCUCCCAGGCCAACUUCCUCAUAGGAGCUGUGAACCUGCCGGCAGCAGCGCUGGGGAUGCUGCUGGGAGGGAUCAUCAUGAAACGCUUCUCCUUCUCGCUGCGCGCCAUCCCGCGCUUCGCCGUCGUGGUGCUCGUCUUCUCCAUCCUCAUCUGCCUGCCCAUCUUCUUCAUGGGCUGCUCCACAGGCCACAUUGAGGGCAUCUUCCACCCCAGUACACCCAAUUCCCAGCAGCAGGUUAAGGCAAGGGUUGGGUGCCAAUGCUCUAAGCAGAUCUUCAACCCUGUGUGCCGGAAAAACACCACGGAAUACAUCUCACCCUGCUUUGCUGGCUGCACCAACAGCACCACCAACCCCUCCAAUCCCAGAGAAGUGAUCUACCAGAACUGUUCCCUGAAUGGGAAUGAGCUGUUCUCUGCCUCCACGGGCUCUUGUCCAGUCAGCUGCUCCCAUAUGCUCCUUCCUGCCAUAUUCCUCAUCUCCUUUGCUGCCCUGGUCGCCUGCCUGUCCCACAACCCCCUCUACAUGAUGGUGUUACGGGUGGUGAACCAGGAUGAGAAGUCGUUUGCCAUCGGAGUGCAGUUCUUACUGAUGAGACUGCUGGCCUGGCUGCCGGCCCCAGCCAUGUUUGGAGCCCUCAUUGACUCCUCCUGCAUCUACUGGCAGCAGCAGUGCUCCCAGCGCCGCUUCUGCGCCUACUACAACAACGAUUUCCUCCGAAACAGGUACCUGGGGCUGCAGGUGGGCUACAAGGUGGUGGGCACCGUGCUGCUCGCCCUCAUCAGCUGGAAGGUGAAGAGGAGCAAGGAGUACAACGUGCAGGAGAAGGCAGCGGGGCUGGUGUAGCCCCCCCAGGACUGACUCACACCCCACCACCCACUGCCACCACUUUGUCUUGUUUGGGUUUGUUUCACUCCCCACUGGAGCCACUCUGAGCUCCUCUCCUGCAGCCCAGGUGCUCCUGGUGAGGCAUGCUCUGAGCCAGCCCCAUCCUGGGAAUGGCAGCUCCUGGGAAUGGCACAUCCUGGGAAUGGCAGCUCUUGGGAAUGGCACAUCCUGGGAAUGGCAGCUCCCUGGGAAUGGCUCCUCCUGGGAAUGGCAGCUCCUGGGAAUAGCACAUCCUGGGAAUGGCACAUCCUGGGAAUGGCAGCUCCUGGGAAUAGCACAUCUUGGGAAUGGCACAUCCUGGGAAUGAGAGCUCCUGGGAAUGGCAGCUCCCUGGGAAUAGCAUCACCUGGGAAUGGCAGCUCCUGGGAAUAGCAUCACCUGGGAAUGGCACAUCCUGGGAAUGGCAGCUCCUGGGAAUGGCAUCACCUGGGAAAGGCAGCUCCUGGGAAUGGCAUCUCCCAGGGUCUCCAGCACCCUGGGGAGGAGCAGCCCUCAGCCAGCUGGAGCAGGAGGCAGAGGAGAAGUGCCUGCUGUGGGCCAUGGUCCCGCUCUGCUGUGACAUUCCUGGCUGGGACAGGAGCAGGGGAGGUGGCUGCCAGCCCUAGUGUCCCCACAACCCCAACAGAGGAGAGCAGGGACACAGCACACGUGUUGGGACAACUCAGCACAAGGGGUUUAGUGCAGAACAUCUGGGGUUUGUUGCUCUUUUUAUUUUUUAAAUAAAGGUCACUUUUCCAACUGUGGUGCUUUCUUGGGUCUCCCCCCAGCAGGCAAGACAAGCCCUGGGGAGGCUGCAGGUCACAGUCUGGCACACUGCAGCUGGGAAAGGGGAAGAAAUGGUGGCAGAGGGGGACAUUCUUCUCCUGCAGCAUCAGCAGUGAUGAGGGCUGGUAGGAGCAACACAGAGUUCAGGGCCCUGCCCUGCCUGCAUCUCCCUGAUGGGCAGGGCAGGGUCAAGCAGGCAGGAGCAGAAGUUUUUGACCUGAAGUUCUCAUCCCUGAUAGGUUUAUUGGCACAGAUCAAUUCUGGUAUUUGCUUGCUCGAGCUGGUGCCUCAGAGGAGAGACCAUGAACAAAGAAAUGCCUGGCAAUUAAAAAGUUUCAUUCCUCCUCCCCUCACACCACAGUCCUGAGGGUCUGGGGUCCUUCUCACCCCUCACUGCAUUGCUGGUUUUGGCUGUUUCACACCCCUCAGGUGGGUUUUGGUGGGUUCUGUUAGUCCUCACUGUAAUUAGGUUUUUACAGUACACAGACCACAAUCUGCUCCAGCAUUUUAAAACAGUAUUUUAACUGCAGCUUUGCCUAUUCUAUCAGUAAUGAUUUUUACAAUUAUUAAUUGAUCAGACUGUCAGCUCCAGGUUUCCUUCUGAUCCAUCUCUGCUGACACAGCACAGCCUUGGGGUUCACAUCAAGUUCAACCCAUGGCCUAACAUGUCCAGCUACUUAUGUGAAGCACUGAGCUACUAUAAAAUCCUGUAAUUUUUUUCAAUGCAGCAGGCUCUGGGCAGGGUACAGUGGGUUUGGGGCUUUCUUUCAGGGCUUUUAUGUGCUGAAUGUAUUCAGGCACCAUGGCUUUUCCCUGUGUUCUUGGCCCUGCUGCAUCCAUGUUCAUGGAGGGAGUCAGAGGAAAGGACAGGAGAGGACCUGCCCUGGAUUUCUCUGGAUCAGCAAAGUCUUCACAAAAAAGAGCUCUCUCCAUGUUAUCCCUAUUCCUGUUCCACCUCCAGCAGAUUUUCCCUGAACACCCACAUGACCUUCUGUAAGUUUCUCCACUUCUUUCUCCACUUUCUCCCAGCAAGAAAAGCUCCAGGAGGGGCUGGUCACAAAGUGCCAUGAGGUGCCUCAAAUGGGGUCAACAGAAACUCCUGGCCCCAAAGGUGCCAGGGUGGUGGCUCUGUGCACAGGGAAGGUCUUUUCCAGGGGAACAAUUCAGAGUACAAUCCAUAGGAAAAAACACAGACCAGAAGAGCUUUAGCACAGUGAGGGCCUCCAGUCCCUGUGUGGACACAGCAGGUUCCUGACUCAGGGUCAGACAGCUGGAACAAGAAGUUUAUCACAUCCCACUGUCCAGCCAAAGCCAUCCCAACACAGCCCUGCCAAGCUGCAGCCUCAGCAGCAGCACUCCCAGCCACGGGCUGGGAAAAAGGUCAGAAGAGCAAAGAAAAAGCAUAGAGCUGACUGGGGAAUAAAGAGAAACAAGAAAACAACACUCCGAGUUGCCAGUUCUGCUCUUUUCCCUGAGCCACUGGGGAAAGAAAGCCCUGAGUAUUUAAAUAUUUAAAAAGUCAUGGAGUGAGGCCCAAAAAACUCCUGGAGUUCUGCUCUGUGCUCCAGCACGAGCAGCUCUGAGCACAGCUUGGCUGUGCAGCCACUCCCCAGCCUGGGAAAGCUGAGGCAUCCCAUCUCCAUCCAGCAAAGCCACAGGGUGCCACAGCCACCUCCAGGGCACAGCAGUGCUGCUCUGCCACCACAGCUGGCUGGGGCUCUCCUGUGCACAUCACCAAACUGCCUUUCCAUUAUGAUUUGUGGGCAAUUUUUGCUAUGUGAUUAUCAAUUUCUCAACUAGUUGGACCAAGGAGUAAACACAAAACCAAAACAAACCCAACCCCCAAAGCCUUCUGUGUGCAGAAAACAAUGUUUUUUGACAACACAGACCUGGCCACAGAGCAGGAAGGUUGAUCCCCAACACUGCUGAGCAGGAGCAGAGCCCCAUCCAUGUGGAUCUGACAGUGCUGGGAAGAGCCAAGGCAAACACACAGACUGAAGCAAGACUUGAGAACAAACAUUUAAGCAAAAAAAGAAUUUACUUAAGGAAUACCUUUAAAAAGAAUAACUUAAACCCCACAGUGGCUUCAUGGUACCUUCCCCACUUAAGCUGAGGCUGGGGCUUGGCCUCUGUGUCUUUCCAAGAACAAUCAUCCAAAAAAAACAGCAAUUUUUGCCCAAAAUCACUCCAGCAUUAUGGAUUCAAAGCAGGCAGCCCAAGACCUCCAGCUAAAGGAGUUCAAAGCAUGGCAAACAUGUUCCAACAGGACUCUGCCUGCAGGAGAUAGAAGAAUGUAACAUGUUUGGUAAAUACAACCCUCCCCACCUCCAGCAAGGAUGUUCCCAAGGCUGGAAAUGCAAGGACCAGCUUCAUUACAGGCACAGGGCUUUGCUGAAGGCUGGUCCUGCUCUUCCAGCACUUGGCAAUGCUGCAGGGAGGCAGGAAAAGCCCCAGAACACAACAGGUGAGCCAAGUGAUGAAGGAGGCAUCAAACCACAGGGGAGAAGGGGCUACAAACUAUAAAAAGGGUCUGCCAGGAGCCAGCCACCCCCUCAACCCUAAAACAACAGGGGAAGCCACAAACAAAGGGAAAAUGUCACUGCACUAGGACUCUGCAGUGAGACACAAACUGGGAAAAUCUCCCAUUUCUUUUCCCUCUUCCUCGAGUAUUUCUGUCAGGAGGAGGAAGCACACCCACGUGCUGGCAGCUCCUUGACUCUUCCUCUCACUUUGCCACAAGUUCUGGCUAAUUAAUUAUGCACAAAGCAAGACCUGAGCAGGAGACUGCACAGCAAAUGCCUGGCACAACAGGUGCCAGAUGCAGGUAUGGAUCUAAAAUUGUGCCCAUCUCAGUUUCAUGCCAUGACCCCCUGUAGCUCUGCCAGUCUUGGAGUGGUUGUUCCUGGCUGUGUGAGGAGAGCCUGGAAGGAGAAGCAGAGUGAAGCUGUCAGGACACAGCCCACAGCUGAAAAAAAAAACUCCCAGGAGCUGAUCAAGGCAUGGGCACAGAGCUGGGAGUAAAGCAGGGCAGGCAGUCUGGUUUGGGCAUUUCACACUCCUCCAACCCCACAGAAAUGCACCAGUUUGGAACAAUGGGAAGGUAGACACAAAGAGGAAACCAACUUUUCAUACUCUCUCAAUGCCUGCCCAGCUUAGGGAGCUUGUGCAGUGCUCCCCAGCAGCCCCAGCCAUAAAGUGGUCAGUGGCUCUGAGAGGCAGCAGGGGUCUAAACCAUGGCAGGAAAAAACAGGCACACUCCAGUCUCUAAAACUCACCUGCCAGUGCACUCCUUCCUAAUUUGCUUAGCAACUACCAAAUGAAAAGCCUGAAGAUU
Ficedula albicollis (Collared flycatcher) is the source of this 6487-nucleotide messenger RNA. RefSeq names its product solute carrier organic anion transporter family member 2A1 (gene SLCO2A1). NCBI's taxonomy places the organism in Eukaryota, Metazoa, Chordata, Aves, Passeriformes, Muscicapidae. Gene Ontology annotation, biological process: sodium-independent organic anion transport; transmembrane transport; prostaglandin transport. The transcript has 14 exons. Bases 445 to 2346 code for a protein of 633 amino acids. The record is from RefSeq and is a predicted model, not a curated record. Gene Ontology annotation, molecular function: protein binding; prostaglandin transmembrane transporter activity. Gene Ontology annotation, cellular component: membrane.